AUGAGAAGCAAAGCAAACAACGAAAACAAGUUCAUGCGCUUCAUUACAAUUCCCAGAAGGGUUUUGAGAAAAGCAAAGGAUGUUUACGUCCGAAGCUUGACAGAUUGUGCUGAAAAGAUCAGCUACGGCAACAUGGUAGGCGGUCCAGCCGCGCAAGUUUCCUCCUUGCCCAAGAGCUUCAGUGUCAGCUCGUCGAGGUCCAACGACAGUGAGGAUCUCAGAGAGCUCAUCAGAGCUACCUCUACAAAGAGUAUGGGGGAUAGGGUUGAUAUGGAUAAAUUUACGCAGAGACAGAUGAGGCAGCCGGCACCACCGAAUAUAACGGUGGUGCCGAGGAGCUGCAGUGUUGGGAUGGGUAGGAUUGAUGAGGACAGGCCUUGUGAUUUUGGUGAAGACUUCAAUUUUGGGGUGAAGGCAGAUUUGUUGUUCCCAAGAAGCAGAAGCCAUGCUGUUACAUUAAGAAGUGUUGUUUUCUAG
Cornus florida is the source of this 477-nucleotide messenger RNA. RefSeq lists its product as uncharacterized. The record is from RefSeq and is a predicted model, not a curated record. NCBI's taxonomy places the organism in Eukaryota, Viridiplantae, Streptophyta, Magnoliopsida, Cornales, Cornaceae. Bases 1 to 477 code for a protein of 158 amino acids. The transcript has a single exon.